This is a messenger RNA of Nestor notabilis (Kea), 437 nucleotides long. It is a transcript of the gene RPS16, whose product is annotated as ribosomal protein S16. NCBI's taxonomy places the organism in Eukaryota, Metazoa, Chordata, Aves, Psittaciformes, Psittacidae. Gene Ontology annotation, molecular function: structural constituent of ribosome; RNA binding. The record is from RefSeq and is a predicted model, not a curated record. The transcript is spliced from 4 exons. Gene Ontology annotation, biological process: translation; maturation of SSU-rRNA from tricistronic rRNA transcript (SSU-rRNA, 5.8S rRNA, LSU-rRNA). Bases 69 to 389 code for a protein of 106 amino acids. Gene Ontology annotation, cellular component: cytosolic small ribosomal subunit; ribosome.
CAGCAACCGCUGUUGCCCACUGCAAGAGGGGAAAUGGCCUCAUUAAAGUGAAUGGAAGACCUCUGGAAAUGAUUGAGCCCAGAACUCUGCAGUAUAAACUGCUUGAACCUGUUCUCCUGCUGGGGAAGGAACGGUUUGCUGGUGUUGACAUCAGAGUCCGUGUGAAAGGUGGUGGUCACGUAGCACAAAUCUACGCUAUCCGUCAAGCUAUUUCCAAAGCAUUGGUGGCUUACUAUCAAAAAUAUGUUGAUGAAGCUUCCAAGAAAGAGAUCAAGGAUAUUCUAAUCCAGUAUGACAGGACUCUGCUGGUUGCAGAUCCUCGCCGUUGUGAAUCCAAGAAAUUUGGAGGACCUGGUGCUCGUGCACGCUACCAGAAGUCUUACCGUUAAAAUUGUUCUACAGUCAUGUGACAGUCAAUAAACAUGAUUUGAUAAUUU